Cladocopium goreaui is the source of this 3697-nucleotide messenger RNA. Lineage: Eukaryota; Dinophyceae; Suessiales; Symbiodiniaceae. The record is from the annotation of a GenBank genome assembly.
GGUUUUAUUUGUUCAUAGUGCCACAGCGUUGACGACAAUUCAUUGGUGCGUGCAUUUCCAGUGUUGCCGCGAUGGCGUGCAAAUUUCUUUGCAACCAAGCCAUCGUCGUUGGUGGCGGAUUGGGAGGCAUGUCAGCAGCCAACACCGUGGUGGAAAACGGUGGGCGCGUUGUGUUGCUGGAUAAAUCCUCCUUUUGCGGUGGAAACAGCACAAAAGCCACAUCUGGCAUCAAUGGCGCAGGUACCAAAACACAAAAAGCCAAGAACAUCCCAGACACUGCUGAGAUUUUUACUCAGGACACACUGAAAGGUGGCGCCAAAAAACCAGAGCUGGCAAAGCUACUGUGCGUCAACAGUGCGGCCGAUGUCGACUGGCUGGUGGAGAAGUUCAAUUUGGAUCUGUCGUUGGUGGCUCGUCUGGGAGGACACUCGCAGCCCCGUACCCAUCGAGGCAAGGAGCGAUUCCCAGGGAUGACCAUCACGUACGCCUUGAUCCAAAUGUUGGAGAAGGUGGCGGAAAAGACCGACCUGGCUCGUAUCGUGACGAAGGCCAAGGUUUUCAAGUUGGUCACCGAAGGCAACGUCUGCGUGGGCUGUGUCUAUGAGAAGGGUGGCCAGAACUUCCAGGAGUUUGGACCUGUGAUUUUGGCUUCAGGUGGUUUUGGUGCCGACUUCACCAGCAAUUCGUUGUUGGCACAGUACAGACCGGACCUGCUGCAUCUUCCCACCACCAACGGUGAGCACUGCACCGGCGAUGGGAUCAAGAUGGGCGAGGCCAUUGGCGCCAAGAGCAUCGACCUGGAGUGGGUCCAGGUGCACCCCACCGGUCUGGUGAAGCCCGACGAUGCCGAUGCCAAGAUCAAGUUCUUAGCGGCUGAGGCCCUCCGCGGUGUCGGCGGCAUCAUCCUCAACGCAGAGGGAAAACGAUUUUGCAACGAGCUUGGACGUCGCGACUAUGUCACCGGAGAAAUGUGGAAGAGCAAACCUCCAUUCAGGUUGUGCUUGAACAAGGCGGCUUCAGAUGAGAUCAUUUGGCACUGCAAGCACUACACUGGCCGGGGUGUCAUGAAGUUCUACUCCAGUGGUGAGGACCUUGCCAAGGACAUGGGCGUGGCACUGGAGGUGAUUGAACAGACCCAUGAGCAGCACUACCAAGCCGCCAAGAAGACGGAAACAGAUCCGGAUGGUGGCUCUUGGCCUGCUUAUCCGUCAGGAAAAUCCUGGGAUGAGCCCAGUGGAAUGACUGGAAGUGGCAAGAAAUUCUAUCACAACAUCAUUCCAGGUUCAGCCGUGAAGAGCGAGCCGUUUUACGUUGCGAUCAUCACUCCUGUCAUUCACUACUGCAUGGGCGGCUUGCUGAUUGACACAGAUUCGGCCUGCAUUGGCUCCAACAAUCUGGCAAUUCCUGGCUUGUACGCAGCAGGUGAGGUUGCAGGAGGAGUCCAUGGCAACAACCGUUUGGGCGGCAACUCCUUGUUGGAUUGCGUGGUGUUUGGCCGUGUUGCAGGCAAGGCAGCGGCCAAGUACAUGUUGGGUGCAGACAUGAAAGAUGUGGACCUUCGAGAAGUGACUGGUGGAGGCCUCACAGGAGCAGUGGAGAGCUCCAAGUUGGCAGGUGGCUCGUACGAGGAUAAGAUGAACUCUGCGGCAGUUCCUGCUGCGGCGGCUGCUGCACCAGCUGCAGGCGGUGGUGGUGGAGGUGGCAUCAGCUUGGCUGAUGUGGCCAAGCACAACAGCAAGGCUGACUGCUGGGUUGUGGUAGAUGGACAGGUGCUUGAUGUGACUUCCUUCUUGUCCGAGCAUCCCGGUGGUGAGCUUGCAAUCUUGACCUUUGCGGGCAAGGAUGCCACAGAGGAAUUCAACAUGAUCCAUCCUCCGGAUGUGAUUGGCAAGUACGCUCCCGACUCCGUGAUCGGCAUGAUCGGCGGUGGCGGAGGCGGUGGCGCAGUUGCAGGGGGUGCACCUGCUGCUGGUGGUGCGCCAGGCAUUCCCAUGACCGAAGUGGCCAAGCACAACAGCAAGACUGAUUGCUGGGUCGUGGUGGAUGGACAGGUGCUCGAUGUGACUUCCUUCUUGUCGGAGCAUCCCGGUGGUGAGCUUGCAAUCUUAACCUUUGCUGGCAAGGAUGCCACAGAGGAGUUCAACAUGAUCCAUCCGCCAGAUGUCAUUGGCAAGUAUGCCCCAGACUCUGUGAUCGGCAAUGUUGGCAGCGGUGUUGCUGCCCCUGUCGCUGGUGGUGCAGCCAAAGCGGGAGGUGCCCCAGCAAGGAAAGACAAGGGUGGUGCCUUGUCCAACCACCAGGCCUGGGGUCACCUCGAUGGUGACACCCAUCCCAACUGGCGAACAGACAUCGAUGACAAUCCAGGUGUGUUUAUCUUGAACAUCAAGUCGUACUUCAAUGCCACCUGGUUCUUGGUGCUUGCCAUGUUGUACGAAGUUGGUGCAACGAUCUUUUCUGCAAAGAACAUCAAGAUCUCCAAUGAUCGCCUUGGUUUGACUCGCAGUGCUAUUCUGCUCGUGCUCUUCAUUGUAAUCCAUGCUGUUGGAAACCUUCACGUGUUCAAGGGUCCCGAUGACUUCAACGGCUACGGCUACUUCUACGUGCGACUCUACUGGACGGGCUUCGGACUUCCUGCCAACAUCGUUGAGGAGUACAUCCUCCUGUCCGUUUUGCUGCACGUUUUUGUUGGUUUGAAAAGGACUUGGGACAUGAAGCUUGCUUUGGUCAAUUCACAAGGCAUCAACGUCCUGAACCUUGCCAUCACCGGUUUGAUGCUCUUGACGUUCAUGACCAUUCACUUGUUCCAAUUCCGAUUUGGUGACACGGAUCAGUUCGGCCCCUACUACAUCCGCCCACCUCCCUAUUUGAUUAACUUCUGGGGCAUUUUGUCUUUGAACCUCUUCUGGACGGAUGCGUCAUACGUAGAGCCAGUCGGCGUCAGAGACAUCUACGCUCUAGAAUUCCAGAUCUUCAAGAACCCAUUGUGGUCCUUCUUCUACAUCUUCUCAGUGGGUGUCUUCAUGAUCCAUGCCUGCUUGGGCUGGAAGAAAGUGACACCUGUGCUGGGUAUUCCUCGAGGGCACAUUGCGCGAGUAGAGAUCCUAGGCUAUGCCAUCAUGAUCAUCAUGGGACUUGUGUACAUUUCAUUCCCGCUGUACGUCAUGGCGACCAAGCCCUUCAGUGGCUACGAGGAUAGCAUCCAGAUUCCUGGCAGGGUCGAGUAGAUCCACAGAAAACUCUGAUAGGCAAACAUGUGAUUGCCUUCCAGAGGUGGGAUAUCAGAAAUGUUUGCGACUCCACAUGUUGGUGCGGCUGCGUUUACCAAACGGAUGAAGGGAUCAUGAUAUCUCCCCAAUGGCGAUUUUAAUGGAAAAAAUAUGCGCUUCCAAACGGGAUGAGACCAACCAAUGUUGCCUUUGCGCCUUGCAGACAUUACCUUGCAGGAUCAUCGACCGCAGUCACUGUAGGCUGGCGCUACACUAUGCUACACUUGUCUCCCAAAAGUUUCAUGUAGAGCUUUUUCAAGUGAAGCUCAUUCUUCACUUCCAAAGUCGCAGUUGUUCCGCGUACACGUGCAGCAUCUUUUGAUCUGAGCCUUUUAAGCAAUUUUGGGCCAAGAUGUCUGCAACGUUUGCGAAGAAUCAUUCCUUUUUAAGUCAGCCAAAUUCUAGAUGCACGUGUCGUCACGCGAGAAAAA